UGCGUUGCCAUUUCUGCACAAAGGACCCUAACAUCAUGAAAAUUUACACAUGCAGACCUCCUUCCCCAAUCCUCCUCUCCCUCAGAUUCCUCUCCGGCCACGGCCAGCCAGGGUUGAUCCGCCCCCUGCAGCUCGGGGAACUGCUGCGCCGCCGCCGGGCCGUCCAGAUCGCGGGCGCGGCCUUUCAGAGAGGUGCGGCAGCAUCGGCUCCUCCUGGUUGGGACCAGCAAAAUGGUUUAUCACUCUAGUUUUGUUGAUGAUGAUGGGGUCACCAAAGCUUGUGGUUGUCCUUUGCUUCCACUAAAAACUCAUAUAAAAGGCCCAGCCCCAGCCUCUGACCCAGAUAAAGCGGAUAUACUUGAUGAAGCCAUUACAUUCUUUCGAGCGAAUGUUUUCUUCAAGAAUUUUCACGUCAAAAGUCCAGCAGACAAAUUACUGAUAUAUCUGACAUUUUACGUCAAUAUUGCCUUGAAAAGACUAGAAGGCUGCCGGACACUGGCUGUUGGGACCAAGGCAAUCAUUAAUCUGGGCUUGGAGAAAGUUCCUGUGCCUGGGGAACCAGGGUUUCCUUUUCCUGGACUUUUCACUCUUCCCCAAUCUCAGGAGGAAGCAGAACUGUUGAGGAAUUAUUUGAAGCAGAUCAGGGAGGAAACAAGUGGAAGACUCCUCAACUGUGCAUACAGAGCUAAUGGCUUUCCAAACAAAUGGUGGUUGGCUUUUGCAAAGAGGAAGUUCAUGAACAUUGUCAUCCUUUAGACGUAGGCGUUUUCAGCAACAGGUUAGAUCUGUUUGUAGAAAUACUUGUUAUUUUCUUAUGAUUACGUGAAGUAUUAGGGAAAAAAAGAGUUGUUCUUCAUCUGGAGUGAUAUGCCAAAUAUUUGGAUGAGAUGAUGGAAAGAAUGCCCAAAAAUCAUUUCUCGCAAUGUUGAACUGAAGGAAAACUUUAGCCAUGUUGUCUUCCCUAAAUUUUCCCAUUUUGCGUCUUGGGUCUAUAACCUAAAAUUGGGCAUAUUUUCCAAUAAUGUGUCUAGGACGAGAUGACAUUUUGUACAGAUGUACUGAAUCUGUUACUUACAGUAAAUGUGAUAUUUAUGUUGUAAUAAUUAUUAAUUAUCCAUGGUAAACUCACUGCCCAUCUUGCGGUUCUCAA
This is a messenger RNA of Phragmites australis (common reed), 1150 nucleotides long. RefSeq names its product actin-related protein 2/3 complex subunit 3-like. Gene Ontology annotation, molecular function: actin filament binding. Lineage: Eukaryota; Viridiplantae; Streptophyta; Magnoliopsida; Poales; Poaceae. Gene Ontology annotation, biological process: Arp2/3 complex-mediated actin nucleation; regulation of actin filament polymerization. The record is from RefSeq and is a predicted model, not a curated record. Gene Ontology annotation, cellular component: Arp2/3 protein complex; cytoskeleton. The coding region runs from base 232 to 756 and encodes 174 amino acids. The transcript is spliced from 4 exons.